This is a messenger RNA of Zingiber officinale, 894 nucleotides long. RefSeq names its product probable WRKY transcription factor 56. The record is from RefSeq and is a predicted model, not a curated record. Gene Ontology annotation, biological process: regulation of DNA-templated transcription. The transcript is spliced from 2 exons. Lineage: Eukaryota; Viridiplantae; Streptophyta; Magnoliopsida; Zingiberales; Zingiberaceae. Bases 47 to 667 code for a protein of 206 amino acids. Gene Ontology annotation, molecular function: sequence-specific DNA binding; DNA-binding transcription factor activity.
AACAUCAUAUCUCUCGUGGUUUUAAGUCUUUUACAUAACUCGAUCGAUGGACACGAGAGUUUUGAUGGACGGAGGGGAAUUACCAGAGGCACCGAUGAUCUCCGGCAGCUUUCCGAAUUUCGCAACUCAUCAGAGUCUGCUCAUGAUCCAGCAGCAGCAGCAGCAGCAGCAGCAGCAGCAGCAAGUAUUGCAGGAACAGAGUAUUUAUCAUAAUUCAAUAGCGCCGUUGCUCAUGCCGGAGUUGGGGUUAGCGUCGCUGCUUCUGCCGAGCGGUGCGGCGGCAGUGUCCCUGCAGGGUGAUGAGGCAGAAGGAGAAGCGGGCGGAGGUGGUGGCCGGUCGAACGACAAGUCAACGCCGACGACGAUGGGGAAGAAGGCGAUGAGCCCCAAGUUUGCGUUCAGGACCAAGAGCCCUAACGACAUCCUCGACGAUGGGUAUCGAUGGCGCAAGUAUGGGCAGAAAGCCGUCAAGAACAGCCCUUAUCCCAGGAGCUACUACCGGUGUACUCAUCACACAUGCAACGUGAAGAAACAAGUCCAACGCCAAUCCAAAGACGCAAGCAUUGUAGUGACCACCUACGAGGGAAUACACAACCAUCCCUGCGAGAAGCUGAUGGAGGCUUUUGCUCCUCUCCUCAAGCAGAUUCAAUUCCUCACUGGCCUCUGAUAAAACUAUGCAUAUUGAUUCGAUUCGAUACAUAUAAAUACACUUACCACUGUACAAACUAUAUAUGCAAUGUCUUGAUCAUUGAUCCACCCCAACGGGAGAGAAAACCAGACAAUAAUAAUAAUUCAUUUGAUGCUCAUCGUCAAAGUGUUAAAUAUGUGUGAAUAGAGAAAAAGUGAAAGAUGAUAGAAACUUCAUUGUAAAUAGAAUUUUAAUCUCAUAUUGGG